CUUUACUAUAUAGCUGCUUCAUUACAUUGUCACAUUUUCAUUGCAGAAAAGAAGAUGGGAUUGCACAACUUCCGGAUAGCAUUCCUAGUUCUUGUACUCUGUUGUAUUCCUGUUGCCUAUGGUUGGGGCAUCGAUGGGCAUCUCAUUAUAUGCAGACUCGCACAGCCGAGGUUGAGUAAGUCGGCGGCAGAUGCUGUAUCGCAACUUCUUCCAGCCUACGCCGAUAAUGAUCUUGGAAGCUUGUGUUCGUGGGCUGAUCGAGUCAAGUUCCGUUAUCACUGGUCUUCACCUCUUCAUUACAUCAAUACUCCAGACAACCUCUGCACAUAUCAGUACAAGAGGGAUUGCAAAGAUGAAGAUGGCAUAGAAGACAGGUGCGUAGCAGGGGCAAUCAACAACUACACAACUCAGCUUCUGAGCUAUGGCAACGGCAAUUCUGCUUCCGAGUAUAAUCUUACGGAAGCGCUUCUCUUCUUAUCUCAUUUCAUUGGAGACAUUCAUCAGCCUCUGCAUGUAGGAUUUACUUCAGACAGGGGAGCAAACACGAUUGAUGUCCGUUGGUAUAGGAGAAAAGAAGUUCUUCAUCAUGUAUGGGACAGCAAUAUUAUUGAGACAGCAGAAAAGAGGUUUUAUGAUUCUAAUGUCGAGGAACUGAUUGAUACGCUCCAGAAGAACAUAACGACUGUAUGGUCUAAACAAGCAAAGGCGUGGGAGGCCUGCGCUAAGACAGCUUGUCCAGAUGUAUAUGCAUCUGAAGGUAUUAAAGCAGCCUGCGACUGGGCAUAUAAAGGAGUGGAAGAAGGUUCAGUUCUUAAUGAUGACUACUUUCUGUCCCGUGUACCAGUUGUGAAUCUGCGGCUGGCGCAGGGUGGAGUCCGCUUGGCUGCCACACUCAACCGUAUAUUUGGAUGAUGCACAUUUCAACUCUGCCCUAAAACAAGUGACAUAGAUGAAAUCUUGUGUGCAGACCACCUGGUACCGUAGGAAGCCGCUAAAAACCUAUGCUUGAAGUUCUGAGGAUUAAUUCCCAAGCAAUGGAAACUACGCAGUUCUGCAAGCCCAUUUUGUGAUCAUUGGCUGAUGAAUGUUUAUUUUCUAUGAUUGUCCAAAGAUCUUGUCAAUUACAAUUCAUAAUAGUUACUUGAUGGAACUGUUCAAAUAGUUGUAAAACCAAAACAUUAUAUGUAAAUUCAAGUACCAUAAGUUUAAGCUAGAGAAUAAAAUGGGCUACCUUUAACAAAAAGGGUAGAUUAUAUCA
This is a messenger RNA of Sesamum indicum (sesame), 1258 nucleotides long. RefSeq names its product endonuclease 2. The record is from RefSeq and is a predicted model, not a curated record. Gene Ontology annotation, biological process: DNA catabolic process. Gene Ontology annotation, molecular function: endonuclease activity; nucleic acid binding. Lineage: Eukaryota; Viridiplantae; Streptophyta; Magnoliopsida; Lamiales; Pedaliaceae.